This is a messenger RNA of Ostrea edulis (European flat oyster), 2643 nucleotides long. Its product is annotated as 39S ribosomal protein L38, mitochondrial-like. Gene Ontology annotation, cellular component: mitochondrial large ribosomal subunit. The transcript has 8 exons. Lineage: Eukaryota; Metazoa; Mollusca; Bivalvia; Ostreida; Ostreidae. The coding region runs from base 1492 to 2574 and encodes 360 amino acids. The record is from RefSeq and is a predicted model, not a curated record.
AAAAUAAAAUAAAAAAAUACAUAAAAUAAAAAAAUGAAAUAAAAAAAAAUUGGUAUACAAGAGCGAGGUGGUAAUCUCAUUGUUUUUACUAUAUCAUUAUGAUAAUAUUGUCAUUUGUUAUUAUAGCUUCUAUCGAAAUUAUUUCUAUCGACCUCCCUAUGUGAACUGAGGAAAUUCUAGUGAGUCCUCAGAGGCUUAAUACAAAUGUAAAUCUAGUUUAAAUGUGCAGAUCUAGCUUAUGGAUUAGGCCUUUAUGAACUGGAAGAUGUAUAUGCAACUGAAUAGAGCCACUUUACACCUAGUUUUCAUACGCUACUCUCAGCAAACAGGCAGGGUGGCCGUGGGAGUACAGAAAUUGCCCUGUCUGUUCAUUUCUAGAGAAAUGUUUAUCCAGGCCAUAUAUUUGUUAUGGAAACUUCAUAUGUUAGAAGUAAUCGCAGUUGUGUUAAGUAAUGCCAUAGAAAUAUGUCGGGGGAAAAAAGCGUUAAUAAACAGAUCAAUUUUUGACAAUAAAUUCCGUAAUCACAACCCUUUUAUACAAAAACAAUAUGUAUAUUUCAUUAAAAGUGCAUAUUGACCUCCCAUACAUUUUUUACCAGACCGACAGUCUCUACAUCAGCUGUGUAUCACGUGAUAAAAUAUCAAGAUAAAAUCGUACAGUGUAUGUAUAAAUCGUUCCAUUGGCACGAUAUCCAGAUAUCAAUGCAAGUUGAAGUUAAUAUAACUUCAAAGCAUAUUAAUUUCUUAAUUUGAAAAGUGUUGGGGGCAAGUCUAUCGUGACUUGUAACAUGUCUAAUUUUUGUAUUGAAUAUGCAAAAUGCAGCGAUUUUUGAAUAUACGAAGUUGAAUCUAGCCUGAAAAACAUGUUUUCUGUUGAAGUCACAACUUGCUCCCCUAAAUUUCCUUUUUCACUGAAGUUCACAUGUCACAUAAAUCAAAAAAUUUUCACUCAAAAACCUUGGGGUGUCGUGCUGAUGAUGAAAUUUUUAUGUACGGCAGGGCUUGAGACUAACUGUUUAUGUCAUUAGUCCAUUCGGACUGAUAUUGUAUAAUUUCAACCAGUCCGCAGAAAAAUUCAUCAGUCCACCAGAGUUUUCCAGUAAAUAUUAUACAUAUUUCGUUAAUGUUAAUAAAAUGAAAUUUAUUAAUAAGUAGAUUUGCCUCAGACAAUAUUGUAAUACUUGAUAUGUAAGAUUUAUAUAAUUAAUUAAAUAAACUUACUGGGUUCGUCUAAUAUCUACAGAGAAAUACCAAAUGCAUGUUUAAGACUCUAUAAGUAUGUUUUCCAAAAUGACGUUUUAGAAAAUUGACCAGUCCGAUUGGACUGACUAAAACAAAUAUCAGUCAGUCCGCCAGACUUUUAACCAGUCACAGACUGACAGGCAUAUGUUAAUUUCGAGCCCUGUACGGAAACCCUGUUUAUGCAAAUGAGUCCAUUGUGAAAGUCACUAUACAUGCAGAUUAGGGGUGAUAUCAAGAUCACAAUACAAUAUGGAUAUUACUUUAGCAGAUAUAAAAUUAACAGAGCACAGCAAGCCUCCAAAUGUCAACAUUGGUUUUCCUGUAACAAAAACAAGUCGAGCUGUUGCACAGACAAAAGCAGUAAUCAGGAGGAACAGGAAGGAGCUACUGGCUUUAGUUCAAGACGGAAAGUUGAAGCUUGACCUAGACAAGGUAGAUGAAGAAUCUUGGAACACCAAUAAAAAAGAAGAGCUGCACCAGCUGGCUGAACAUUAUGGUGUGUUCCGCGAUUUGUUUGGUGGUGCUACCUUUUAUCCUAUUGUCAAUCUUGAUGUCAGCUACGACAUGUCAGACGAGUAUGAAAUACCAGUAUAUCAUGGGAAUUUCAUUACACCAUCCCAGACUUGCCAUCCUCCGAGUGUCAACUACCAGGCAGAGUCAGACAGUUUGUGGACUUUGUUACUGACUGCCCCUGAUAGCCACCUACAGGACAACAGUGCAGAAUACCUCCACUGGCUUGUGGGAAAUAUACCAGGAAAUGAGAUCAGCAAAGGGGAAUUACUCUGUGAUUACUUACAGGUGUUUCCUGUGAAAGGAACAGGAUUCCAUCGCUAUGUGUUUGUUCUCUUUAAACAGGAACAGACGAUUGACUUCAGCGAUGACAGACUAACCUCAAACACAUGUUCUUUAAAAGAAAGGACUUUCAAAACGUUUGACUUUUAUGAAAAACAUCAGGACCAUUUGACCCCUGCAGGAGUCAGUUUCUUCCAAAGUGAGCAUGAUGAGAGUAUUCGGGAGCUAUUCUGGAACAAACUUGGUAUGCAGGAGCCAUCAUUUGAGUUCGUUUUUCCUGCUUCAUAUCAUCCUAAACAGAAGAAGUUCCCUCACAAUAAACCGUUUAACUUAUACUUAGAUCGAUACAGAGACACUAAAGAUAUAAAUGAAGAGGUGUUAAGAGAGAAACUUAAGUCUGUUCAUCCAUUUCAACCCCCAACACCACCACCGAAAUAUCCCUUCCUCCACCACCAGCAAGAGGUCAAAGGUCAGCCCACUUGGCUGAAACUGAAAAAGAAACACAUGGUUUUAAAAGACAUGCAGUGGAGAGACUCUUGAUGUGGACAUGGUGUUUAAAUUUUGUGUAUGACAAUAAAUAUUUGAAUAAUGACAUUAAGUCAUUAAAAA